AUGCGCAGGCGAAUUGCAACAGAAGUCGCAGGAGCUCUAUCCUAUUUGCACUCUGCAGCAUCAUUUCCCAUUUUUCAUCGAGACAUCAAGCCGACAAACAUACUCUUAGAUGAAAAGUAUAGAGCAAAAGUUGUGAAUUUUGGCACUUCAAGAUCGGUCAAUAUGGACCAAACGCAUUUGACAACUAAAGUACAAGGGACAUUUGGUUACUUGGAUCCAGAAUACUUCCGUUCCAGUCAAUACACUGAGAAGAGCGAUGUUCACAGUUUUGGAGUGGUUCUAAUUGAGUUGUUGACUGGUGAAAAGGCGGCUCAUGUGACAAGUUCGAGAAAAGGAAGAUGUUAG
This is a messenger RNA of Morus notabilis, 345 nucleotides long. Its product is annotated as wall-associated receptor kinase-like 1. Lineage: Eukaryota; Viridiplantae; Streptophyta; Magnoliopsida; Rosales; Moraceae. The record is from RefSeq and is a predicted model, not a curated record. The transcript has a single exon. Bases 1 to 345 code for a protein of 114 amino acids. Gene Ontology annotation, molecular function: protein serine/threonine kinase activity; ATP binding. Gene Ontology annotation, biological process: protein phosphorylation; cell surface receptor signaling pathway. Gene Ontology annotation, cellular component: plasma membrane.